Syngnathus acus (greater pipefish) is the source of this 921-nucleotide messenger RNA. RefSeq names its product dynein regulatory complex subunit 7-like. The coding region runs from base 45 to 797 and encodes 250 amino acids. The record is from RefSeq and is a predicted model, not a curated record. Gene Ontology annotation, cellular component: motile cilium. Gene Ontology annotation, biological process: flagellated sperm motility. NCBI's taxonomy places the organism in Eukaryota, Metazoa, Chordata, Actinopteri, Syngnathiformes, Syngnathidae. The transcript is spliced from 6 exons.
UAGAGGUGAAAUAUCAUCUGGAGGAGCACCGCUUCGUCCCGUGCAUGAGGACCUUCACCAAGCCGCGAGACUCAAGUGACCAUCAACACAAGGCUGAGGACUUCAGGGCUAACAUGGUUUCUGGCUUUCAUGUAGAUCCUGCCAAGAAGCCGCUCCACACUCUGGCUCUGUAUGACCUUCUCUCAGACCUUGUCAAAGCUGAGAAGGACGUAGCGCUCCAAAUUAUGAGUUCUAAGAAAGAGGUUCAAGACAUUGUGGUCUGCCGGGAGCAGGAGGAGACAGACAUUCUUCUUCAUUUCUCACCGUGGACCACGACUGGCGCUGCCAAGGCCCGCAAUCUCAGAGAGGAAAUGGAACGUGUGGCAACAGAGGAACAGCGGUGGUUACAGGAGAAGGAAAAUGACUUCCUGGCUCCCUUUCUCAGCCGACUAUGUGACAUCGAAAUUGUGCGGGCUGAUGACGCAGAGCGUUUAUACAAUGAUAGUUUGACAGAAUUUAAGGAGCGUAUGGUCGCACAGGCACGACUUAUCCUGGAACGUCACGACCAGGCGACACAGGCGCUACAGAAAAUACAAGAACAUUAUCAGGAGGACCAACAGAACAUGAGCCACCAGGAGGAGAAGGAGUAUCAAGCCUGCUGCGCCCAGCACACCUCUCAGAUACACAUUGCCCAGAAACGACUCAGCAUGCACAAGAGAUCAGCAGCUCAGAGGUAUCGUGCACUGGACCAGAGGCUCAAACAAGACCCCAGGCUGGCCCCUUACCUACUCAGCAGAACACACACACAUAAUAUAUAAAUUAAUGCUGUGAUUGAUUAAUAGACUCAAGAAAAAUGAUGGAUGUUUUUGUGUUUGUUUUUAAUUCACAAGUCUAAAAAUUGUCUCCUGAGUGCCCCCUGGAAAAUAUAUCUCCUUACGAUAA